GCAGUAGUAAGUCAGGCCUAGCUUGACCAGUGACUCCAGGCGAGAUCUGAGGCGCUGAGCUGCUGUCUGUCUCUGCCCAGAUCGAAGAUGGCGGUGUCGGUGUUCCCAGGCGUGCGCCUCCUCUCCAUCGGAGACGCCAACGGAGACAUACAGCGACAUUCAGAGCAGCAGCCUCUGCGGCUAGAAAUCAAAAUCAACCAGGACGUGGCUCUCAUAAGCCUCUCGAACAAUGAGGAGACGUGUGUCUUUAAGUGUUCAGUAUCACGAGAGACAGAAUGCAGUCGUGUUGGGAAGCAGUCCUUCAUCAUUACGCUGGGCUGUAACAGUGUCCUCCUGCAGUUUGCAUCUCCAGCAGAUUUCUCGUCGUUCUAUAACCUCCUGAAGAAUUGCCGUGGACAUGGGGGUGAACACUCAGUCUUCAGUGACAGGACGGAGGAGUCCUCCGCUGUACAGUAUUUCCAGUUUUAUGGCUACCUCUCUCAACAACAAAACAUGAUGCAGGAUUAUGUGCGAACUGGAACAUAUCAACGGGCUAUCCUCCAGAAUCAUACCGACUUCAAGGAUAAAGUGGUGCUGGAUGUAGGCUGUGGCUCUGGGAUUCUGUCAUUUUUCGCUGCUCAGGCUGGUGCUCGUAAAGUUUAUGCUGUGGAGGCCAGUACCAUGGCUCAACAUGCAGAGGUUCUUGUGAACAGUAACAGGCUGUCAGAGCGUGUGGUGGUGAUUCCUGGGAAAGUGGAGGAAGUUUCCCUAUCUGAGCAGGUGGACAUAAUAAUCUCUGAACCCAUGGGCUACAUGCUGUUCAACGAAAGGAUGCUGGAGAGCUACCUGCAUGCCAAAAAGUUCCUCAAGCCCAACGGCAAAAUGUUUCCCACAAUCGGAGACGUGCACCUCGCCCCUUUCACAGAUGAGCAGCUUUAUAUGGAGCAGUUUACAAAGGCCAAUUUCUGGUACCAGCCAUCUUUCCAUGGGGUGGAUCUGUCUGCGCUGAGAGGAGCUGCAGUAGAUGAAUACUUCAGACAGCCGAUUGUGAAAACCAAUAAACACAUGGGCUUGUGUUUGUGCCUUCAGAGGAAAGAGUACACUGAAAGAUAUUCAAGCCCGAAAGGGAUGACCACUGGGCUCUCCACGGCCCCCACAGAACCCCUCACUCACUGGUACCAGGUGCGCUGUCUGCUGCAGUCACCUCUCUUUGCCAAGGCAGGGGACACCAUGUCAGGCACUGCACAUUUAAUCGCCAACAAGAGACAAAGCUAUGACAUUAGUAUUGUUGCUCAAGUAGACCAGACAGGCUCCAAGUCCAGUAAUCUUCUUGACCUCAAGAACCCCUUCUUCCGGUACACGGGCACAACACCGACCCCUCCUCCAGGUUCACACUAUUCCUCCCCGUCAGAGAACAUGUGGAACACUGGGGGAACCUACAGCAUGAGCCAAGGCAUGGCUGUGUCAGGGAUGCCUGCAGCCUACGAUCUCAGCACUGUCAUUGGUGGCAGUGGGACUACAGUGUCCCACAACAAUAUCAUCCCCAUUGGUACAGACACGCAUGCACUGAACACAGGGAUUGUGAAUCACACUCACUCCAGAAUGGGUUCUAUAAUGAGCACCGGAAUCGUCCAGGGGGCCACAACUGCCCAGCAGGGUCCUAGCAGCAGCAGUCCAUAUUACCCAGUCACCAACCAGUUCACCAUGGGCGGCCCGGCUAUCUCCAUGGCAUCUCCUAUGGCCAUCCCCAGCAACACCAUGCACUACGGGAGCUAAGCCCAAGGGACGGCCUCUGCAUGUCCAUUUACCCCCUACCCCCCAACCCAACCCCUGCAAACUGACCGCAGCCAAAUUCAGAAUACCAAAACCAAUGCACCAGUCUCUGACCAUCACUUUAUAGCCUCUCUCUCUCUCUCUCUCGCUCUCUCUAUAUAUAGAUAUACAUGUAUACGUAUGUAUAUAUAUAUAUAUAUAUAUUCUAAACUCUGUUUCUCUCACUGGUGUUUUAUUCUUACAUAUCCGUCCCGUGGCCCUAUAACGUUAAUGUGCGCAGGCAUUCAGGCUAUUGCAUCUCGAUUUUCUCAGCAUGGGCUUCUGACGGCCAUCUCGACUCACCAAGACGUUCGCACUCGCCAGAAGAAACAGACACAUGCUCACAAAGUUCAUUACGACUACUAGCGCAGUACUGCUGGAUCCUGCCUGUAGACAACCAUAGUGUAGAUAGAGAUCGUUUUACUUUCAUUCCAUUUCUGUGUUUUAAUGUAGUGCAGUCCCAGAUUUAUGUGUCGCUUGGUGUUCCCUGAGGUGAAUCCUGAGUAUGGAUUAUCGAGACUGCUUCUGUCAACCUCCGACUCCAUAUCGACGCAAAUCUGACUUGUAAAUUGGAGGAUUCAUUGUUAGUCAAUUAUAAGGACACAAAGGUUUUAGGAAUAGGAAUACCAGCACCAAAACCCUCCAUUAUCAGACAAGGAGGACGGCGGAGUGCUGGGAAGGACAGUCGGCACUGGGGGGAGGAAGACCGAUGGAUGAACGACAUAAACAGUGAGGUCCGUGGACACACACUGACCGCUGCAGCAGGAAUUGCAGUAUCCUAGUUUACAUCCCCCGAACCCUUAUCUUGUCGACUUCUGUGUGUUGUGAGACCUGUUGAGGAAAGGAGGAGAUCAAGUGAUGCCUGACUAGCUAUAAUUUUCCUCCCCUCUCUCUCUCCUCCCUCUCCCACAGCGGGGAUAUGAUAUGAUGAUAGCCUCAUCCAAGACUUUGAAGUCGUAUGCACCGCUUCCAGACACUUUUUUUUUCAGUUAAUUCAGUUUGAUUUAGCAACUUUCAUGAGAUCAUGAGAUGAAAAGAACCUUAUCUGCUAGUUUGUAGAAUUAACUUUUUGUUUUGUUU
Molecule: messenger RNA, 2871 nt
Organism: Sinocyclocheilus grahami
Lineage: Eukaryota; Metazoa; Chordata; Actinopteri; Cypriniformes; Cyprinidae
Product: histone-arginine methyltransferase CARM1-like
Exons: 16
Coding region: 88-1755 (555 amino acids)
Biological process (GO): chromatin remodeling; peptidyl-arginine methylation, to asymmetrical-dimethyl arginine
Molecular function (GO): histone H3R2 methyltransferase activity
Source: RefSeq, a predicted model, not a curated record